Messenger RNA from Aethalodelphis obliquidens (Pacific white-sided dolphin), 3900 nucleotides. RefSeq names its product tetratricopeptide repeat domain 24 (gene TTC24). The transcript is spliced from 10 exons. The coding region runs from base 1 to 1785 and encodes 594 amino acids. NCBI's taxonomy places the organism in Eukaryota, Metazoa, Chordata, Mammalia, Artiodactyla, Delphinidae. The record is from RefSeq and is a predicted model, not a curated record. Gene Ontology annotation, molecular function: protein binding.
AUGUCUUCCCUCAACACUGAGGAUACCCUGCAAGAGCCCUCGCCCUCGCCUUCAAGCUCCAAGAAGAAAAAGAAGAAAAGAAAGUGGCCACUGCAAGAGGCCAGAAUCCAAGCCCUCACCAGGGCUGGCCACAGGGCCCUACUGGCUGGUCAGAAUCAUGAGGCCUUGACCAGCUUCCAGAGGGCCUUCCUCCUGGCUUCCAAGUCACCACAAACCAGGGACACCCCUGUUCUCCGGGCCUGUGCCUUCAACCUGGGGGCUGCCUACGUGGAGACUGGGGACCCAGCCAGAGGGCUUGAGCUGCUCCUACGAGCUCAACCUCAAGAGACAGCCCAGGGCGGGUGUCAUGGCGACCAGUGUUUCAACGUGGCUUUGGCUUACCACGCCCUGGGCGACCUGCCUCAGGCUUUGGCCUGGUAUCACAAGGCCCUGGGCCACUACCAGCCACUAGGUGACCAGGGGCAAGCCCAGGCAAAAAUGGGAGCCUGCUACCAGGCUCUGGGACAGCCUGAGCUAGCAGCCCACUGCCUGCAGGAAGCGAGCCGGGCCUACGCCCAAGCAGGGCAACCCAGGGCUGCAGCCCUGACACUGGAGGCUGCAGCGGGCUGUAUGCUAAAGAGCGGGCAGCAUGGGGUGGGUGAUGUGCUGCAGGUGCUGGAGGAGAGCCGGAGGCUUGCUGAGAGGAGCACUGAGCGAGGACUGCUGGGGCAACUCUAUAACGACCUAGGCGUGGGCUAUUCCCAGCUCCAGCUGUUCCCGCUAGCAGCAGAGGCCUUCCAGCAAGCCCUGCCCCUGUGCCGGGGGCCAGGAGAGGAGGCCACGGUGCUAAGAAACCUUGGGAUGGCCCACAAUGCCCUCGGCAACUAUCAGGAAGCCCGGAAGUUUCACCAGAAGGCUGCCGACACACACGGCUCUGUGGGGCAGCGGUGGGAGCAGGGCCGGAGCUUUGGAAGCCUGGCAUUUGCACUGAGCCAGCUGGGAGACCACAAGGCUGCCAGAGACAACUAUCUACAUGCUCUGCAGGCUGCCCGGGACACUGGGGACGUGAAGGGGCAAUGGCAGGCCUGUGAGGGUCUGGGGGCUGCUGCAGCCAGACUGGGGCAGCAUGACCAGGCUUUGAAGUACUAUAAGGAAGCGCUGGCCCGGUGUCAGAAGGAGCCAGAUUCUGUGCGAGAGCGGCUGGUGGCCAAGCUGACAGACGCCAUAAGGACCCACUUGGCCCGGGGUGGGCUGCUCCCAACCCACACCCUGACCUCAGCUCCAGGGGGGCCCCAGGCUCCAGGUGGGGCCUGCCCCGUGGUGGGGACCCCAGCCAGGGUGGGAAAAGGCACAGCAGGAGUGCGGCACAGAUUUUCCGAUAGGUGGGAAGAUGAGUUAGAGGAGGGCCACAAGGGGAAAGAGGAAGAGUCGGCGAAUGUUCUCACGACGGCUUGGACACCAAGACUGGAGCGUCCAAGACCCAGGGCCAAUCUCUCAUUUGGAGGCCAAGGCCCCCUCAGAAUGGAGAAUCCUGGCCUUCUGGUCACCAACGGCCCCCACAGCAAGAGCAAUCGGAACAACCCUCACCCGGCUCUGGAGGCCCAGGGUGUCCCCUGCCUCCUGCACAGCCUGAGUGUAGCCCUCAGCGAAAGGGAGAGUCCUGCUGAACUGGGGGACAGGCGGCUUAAGCCUACUCCCUCCUGCCCUGGAGCCCGCGAGCAGAGGUCAUCCAAACAGCCCAGGGAACCCCCCAGCAGGAACCCUCGGAGGAGAUCCACUGAGUCUGGCUUCUGCAUGAUCAUGUGACCCUCCCCUGUUGGCCACAGCAUGGCCCCUACAGUACCUCCUCAACAUACACACUUCAGGGGCUUCUGGGGCUGAGCCCCUUCCCAGUCAUUCCCAGUGAGCACUGUAUGGACACAGAAUACAAUGUCAGAAAGUGGGAUCCGGAGCAGGCUGGACAAAGGCUUUGCAGUCUCAGCACUGAGGAGGUCUGUGUGCUCCUCGUUGGGAUUUUUGGACUCAAUAAGCAAAAGAAAAAUGGAAAACGGAUGGUGAAUUUCCCCCCUUUCCUUCUGGAUUCAAACCUCACAACUGCUAAGGCCCCUGCCAGUUCUUAAAACCAUGACAUCUUGGUUAAGAGGCUUUGGAGUCACUGACUCCAUUUUCUCACAUGAGAAAUGGCGAUCUAAUGCUACAGAAGAUACGCCUUAACCAACCAAUGGAUGCAUUCCUCUUCCUCCAGGAAACAUAGCAGAUCCUGGAUACAGGCCCCUCAGGCCUGUAGCAAAACUGCUGCCAGCAGCUGCAACAACAGUAUUAUGUAACACUGAUCACUUAGCACAUGCCACACACUGUUCCAAGUGCUUCACAAGUGUCUUCUCCUUUAAUCCUCACAGCAGAUGAAUCCCCUUUCACAGAUGAGGAAAACAAGGCACAAAAGUUAACUGGUUUGCCACCCAGGUCACACAACUAGUAAGUGAAGCUGCGAUUCAAACCUAGGCAGUGAGAAGCUUCUAGAAUGCUGUGCAGCCAGUUCUACUCCGCCAGUUAAGCCAUUGCUUACCGAGUUGGUUGUGUUUGAUACCAAAUGUGUUUAUUCCAGUUGUGUUAUUGUAAUAUGUAAUUUAAUUAAAUUGAUAAACUAAGAGUGUGAAAAUAAGCAGUUUCUAUGAAAACUAAAUUGAAUCCUUAGAAGACGUGAUUCAGGUGACUCACCUUAAAAACUGCUGUUGAAUUAGAUGUAAGCAGAGAGACUAUUACAAAUUGGGGGAAAAUCAUAAAAAUCUAGAUGAAUUUUGCACUCAGUUUGCUUCAAAUAUACAAUAAAUUUUUUUCCACCUUAAGGACACAGACUGCAAAUUGCAGGUGAUAUGUAAGUGGUGAAGUUUAUGAGAUAAAGAAGAUGGAGAACUACGAUCUUUGGCCCUAUCCUCAGAGACAAGACCCUGGUCACACUUUGACAGAUGGCAAAUGAAUGGGUUUUUUUGGCCAUGCCAUGCGGCUUGUGGGAUCUUAGUUCCCCCACCAGGGAUUGAACCCUGGCCCUCGGCAGGGAAAGCGUGGAGUCCUAACCACUGGACCGCUGGUGAAUUCCCUGUAUUUUUUGUUUUAAGUUGAAAUAAGAUCAUGUACUCCCAGUCAUGUCAGAUAAGAGCAUGUACUGUACUGUGAAUUACUUCACAAUGAAAUUUUGAGGAUGCAUUAAAAUAUUUGUAGAGGACCUACUAUGUUCCAGGCACAGAACUAGGUGCAGGGGACACAGCUGUUAAUCUUCCUUAUCUAAAUGGAGCUUAUUAUCUUGUCAGGCAUUCAAGAUGUCUUGACUGGGAUGCAGAUUCACUGACUGUAACAAAAACCAAUAUAACAUUGCCUUUAAAUAGAGAAGAAUGGAUUUCGAGGGACAAGUAGCAGCAUCUGUCACACGAGAGUAUUGCUACUGGGUCAGGCCAACCCAAUAUCAACCAUCAUUGGUUCUACCAUUUCAUAGCUAUAUUAUCUUAGGAAAAUUACUUGACUUCUCUCUGCUACUCAAUUUCUCAUCUCUAACAUGAGGAUAAAAAUACAUCAUAGGAUGGACAGGAUUAAAUUAGAUAAUAUAUGUAAAGCAUCUGGAACUCAGUAGGUGCUCAAUCCACAUGCCCUUCUUGAACUGGUUUUGAAGGCAUUUCCCAAAGAAAACUCCAGAAUCUGAAAGGCAGCAAGGUGGACUAGGGCACUUAGGCACUGCCUUCCUGAGGAUAGCCCUCAUUUGGCUGUUUCAUAAAUUGUGAGUGUGUGUGUCAUGAUUUUAUAGUUACGUCUCAUCAGAAUGAGGUCAGCAAUUGACAACCCUUUAGUUACAUAGUUCUGCAUUUGGAGAGGCAUUUCAGCAUAGAAUAAUGCUUAAGACUACAUACCCUAGGGGCUUCCCUGGUGGCG